UAAAAUUCCGAAAAAGGACUUCCCAUUAUAACAUUCUCAACAAACGUCGCCCAUUACAUUUUCGUCAUUUUCAUUUUCUCUCUUCUUCUUCUUCUUCUUCUUCAUCCUCUCUGUAGGAGAAAACAAUGGAACUUACAGCUUCACAAAAUUAGUGGAAAUUCUGAAGGAUCUCUCACUCACUACAAUGAUGCAAAGCGGUGAAGGUUCCUUACUUUUUUCUCUCUCUCCCAGCUUCAGCAGCUACUCUUCCGGCAGAUUUGCAGAAAUCGCCGCCCGUGUCGUCGAGGAAUUCCGUAAAGAAUCCGAUACCGAUCCCGAUAUUUUCAACUGGGAACCUGAUUCUGCUUCUUCUCUUCAUUAUGGACCCGAACCCGAUGAAUUCGACCAACUACCUCAAAUCCUACACGGCGGUAAUGCUGAAACAGAGACUUCAGAUGAAAUUGCAGACGAUGAGUUCGAAUUCGCGGUCGUUCCGAGGGAGCCGGAAGAGGUAACUAUUUCAGCUGAGGAUAUCUUCUACAACGGUCAAAUUAGACCGAUUUAUCCUGUUUUCAACACGAAUCUGCUGUUGAGCGAUUCGAUUGUAGAUAAGAACAAUAGCGGCGGCAACGUCGACGACGGUGAGCACGACGAUGAAAACUUGAAGAAAUCCAAGCCGAAGAGAGUACAUCGACCGUCUCUUGGAAAACUAAUGAGCGAAGAGCGUGAGACGAAUUCGUGUUCUUCGUCUGAGACGGAAGAGCUAGACGGAGUUCUUCCUGGAACGUACUGCGUUUGGACGCCCAAGGAAUCGCUCGAGCGAUGCAAAAAGAGCAAUUCUAUGGGAUCAUCGAAGAGAUGGAAACUCCGAGACCUUCUAUACAGAAGCAGCAGCGACGGAAAGGAAACCUUCGUGUUUUUAUCAUCGAGCAAAAGGGUCGAGAAAUUCGCUGAAAUUUCAAAGGAAAAAAGUAGCAGCGGUACAGGAGAUGAAAAAUCCACCGGAAAAGUAAAAUCCAGCAGAGUGGCGGCAGCCGCGGCGGCCGCGGCUGCAACAGCGACAGGUAGCAAUGUGAGUCCAACGGCGGCAGUAGAAGGAGAAGAAGAAGCAAAGAAUUCGUGUAAGGAAGGGGAAAGGAAGAUGCAAAGGAUUCCGUGCAGACAAGAAAUGGGGGAUUUAUUCAACAAUGUCAAUGGUAUGAACAAAAACUCACAUCAAUUCUGAACAUAAUCAGUGUUUGAAAUAAAAGAAUUGAUUUGGAAGAAGAAGAUUGAAAAAAGAAAAGAAAAAAAAGUAAUUAAUUAAUUAAUUAAAAUUAAUGAGUUUUUUUUCUCUUUCUUUUUCUCUUUUUCUUAGGGCUGUUUGUUUGUAAGGGAAGAAAAUCAAUGUUUAAUUUGGAAUAAUUAAAUUGUUAAAGAAUGACAAAUCUUCUACCAAAAUGAAAUUAGCAAAUAGUAUGUGUGAAUUGAUGGGAAUGAGUUGUAAUAUUAUUGUACAUUUAUUUUCAUAAUAUAUUAUAUAUAUAUAAUUUAUGAA
This is a messenger RNA of Cucumis sativus (cucumber), 1516 nucleotides long. RefSeq lists its product as uncharacterized. The transcript has a single exon. Lineage: Eukaryota; Viridiplantae; Streptophyta; Magnoliopsida; Cucurbitales; Cucurbitaceae. The record is from RefSeq and is a predicted model, not a curated record. The coding region runs from base 185 to 1204 and encodes 339 amino acids.